Messenger RNA from Oryza brachyantha (malo sina), 1768 nucleotides. Its product is annotated as protein PHOSPHATE STARVATION RESPONSE 3. The transcript has 8 exons. Lineage: Eukaryota; Viridiplantae; Streptophyta; Magnoliopsida; Poales; Poaceae. The record is from RefSeq and is a predicted model, not a curated record. Gene Ontology annotation, molecular function: DNA-binding transcription factor activity; DNA binding. The coding region runs from base 329 to 1753 and encodes 474 amino acids.
CAGCCAGCCAACCAACCUUAGUACUAGCAGUCACACCAUGGAAAGGAGUAGUAGAGUCACAGGUCACCAAUGAUUUGCAGUUUCAGCAAGAGAUAUACUAGGACUUAGGCCUCCCUAAGAGGCUGAGAGAGAGAGAGAGGGGGAGAGAUUUGGUGUUGGUCAGGAGAAGAGAGUGGAGUGAGAGGAUUGGCAGCUUUCAGAUUCUGAAUCUCCUGCAAGCCUACCUCCUAUCUUCUUUGGGGUUUCAGCAGUCUUGUGACAAGCAUCCAUUGUGAUGUACUGACAAGUGGAUGAUCAAGUUAUCAAUCAAUCAAUCAACUGAACCAGUAUGAGCUCCCAGAGUGUUGUUGCAUUGAAGCAGAUUACUGCUCCAGACAAAGUAAUGGAUACUUGUCCAUCGACACAACAUUCUGCUCACAAAUUGUUCGAUGUCAAACCGGAUCAUCAAGGGUCGACGAAUGACAAUUUGUCAUCCAGCAGUCAGUCUUCAAACAUCAAGAUUGAGCUGAUCAGAUCAUCAAGCUUACCAAAUAUCCUGCCAUUUCAGAAACGAAGCUCUGAAUCUGAACCUGAAAGCCCGAUGUCUCACGUGUCGCAUCCCAAUGUUUCAGAACCAGUGUACUCAAAUUCCUCAACCUUCUGCACAAGCUUGUUUUCAUCGUCAUCGAUGGAAUCGGAGCCAUGCCGGAAAUUGGGCACUCUACCUUUCCUGCCUCACCCUCCUAAGUAUGAGCAGCAGGUUUCAGCAGGGUAUUCAUCCAGCUCCUCCCUGCUCCUUAGCGGCGAUGGUGAUAUUGGCAGCGGUCAUGAUGAACUUGAACAGUCAGAUGAUCUGAAAGACUUCCUUAAUCUCUCUGGAGGAGAUGCUUCUGAUGGCAGCUUCCAUGGAGAAAACAAUGCCAUGGCUUUUGCUGAGCAGAUGGAGUUCCAGUUCUUGUCUGAGCAGCUAGGAAUUGCCAUCACUGACAAUGAGGAGAGUCCCCGGUUAGAUGACAUAUAUGGCACACCACCACAACUGUCAUCACUUCCAGUAUCAUCUUGCUCCAACCAGAGUGUACAUAAUGUAGGAUCUCCGGUGAAAGUCCAGCUUAGCUCACCUCGGAAAUCUUCGGGAUCUGCAACGACUAACAAGGCACGGUUGAGGUGGACACUGGAGCUCCAUGAACGUUUUGUAAAGGCUGUGAACAAGCUAGAAGGACCUGAAAAAGCAACUCCUAAGGGUGUCCUGAAACUUAUGAAAGUAGAAGGCCUGACCAUCUACCAUGUAAAGAGUCAUUUGCAGAAGUAUCGUCUCGCAAAAUAUCUUCCAGAGACCAAGGAAGACAAGAAGGCCUCAUCAGAGGACAAGAAAGCUCAGUCAGGUAGCAGUGGAAAUGACUCAGCCAAAAAGAAGAAUUUACAAGUUGCAGAAGCUCUACGACUGCAAAUGGAGGUUCAGAAGCAGCUUCAUGAACAGUUAGAGGUGCAAAGGCAGCUGCAGCUGCGAAUCGAGGAGCAUGCAAGAUACCUGCAGAGAAUACUGGAAGAGCAGCACAAGGCCACCACCACCACCAGCAGCAGCAGCAGCAGCAAACCACAACCCGAAUCGCCUGAACCACCACCAAAACAGAAGGAGGCUGAAUCCGAAGCAGGCGCCACCGCUGCACCUCAUCAACCGGACGCAGGCACGGAACGCAGGUCGCCGCCAGUGGGCAGCAAGAAAAGAGCUAGGGUUCAUGCCGACGACGGCGACGACGAGCCCCAGCGUUCAUAGCUCGUGUAGAGAGAG